AAGAGGGAAAUCCCAAGAGACAACAUACACAUGAGCCUUUUUUGCCCCACGUGAUAAUUUGAACACUCACACUAAGCCUAUGAGGAAAGUCUCAUCGUGAUGACGUUGAGCUAUCCAAACCAAACAAUCCUCACUGCUCACUCCUCACGAUUAAACCGCGAGUUUGCAUUUACGAUCCUCAGUAUCAAACCUACUCCCAGGUCCCAACGACUCUGGGAUUCCCAUAUUCUGCCUUUCACAGAAAUAUUAAUGCAAAAAAUACUAUUUUUUUCAGUUCACAUUUUAACCGGGAAUUUAAUAGUUAAGUUGAAAGGUGUGUUCUUCAGCAAUAAAGCAUUAAUAAUAUAAUUAUAUUUUGAAAUAAAAGUGUUAAAUUACAAAAAAAGUUUACUUUACAAAUAAGACAACAUGGUUCAAAUUAAUAUUGACUCUAUUGGUUUCAAAAUCAGGUGACAUUUUUCUUUUUUGUGAAAUACCAUCGAUGACAUACUUGAUACGUGUUUACAAAUAAGAGUUCGAAGAUAUUUCUGGAAGACAUAAAAAUGGAUUCAUACAUGGAUUAUCAAAAAAAUGAAAUUUCAGAGAACUUUUAUGCAACUUUAGAAGGAGAAGAAGGCGAUCGUUUACUAUUGGACAUGGAUUCCAUUUCUGCCCAAAAAGCGGAUCCACUUGUUUCCAGACUGCAGGAAACUGGAAGCAAAACCUGCGCAUUAGGGGAAGAGAAGGAAGAGGCGGAUGGAGCUGGAUGGUCAGAAAAACCAAUUAAGGAUUGGUGCCAAGAAGAGACGAUAAACUGGCUCAUAUCAGCGGCAUCCCAUAUGGGCCAGCUUUACAGCUCAAUACAACACAGUCUCGCCAUUCCGGGCAAAGAUCUCGUAACUCUUACGAGAAGCGAUUUUAUUGCUCACGAUGCAAUUUAUGGAGAGCGACUCUACGAUCUUCUCCAUUCCCAAAGAAAUUCAAAUUCAACUCGUUGUUGGCGAAAUAGAUGCGUUUCUACGACAUCGACAAAUUAUUUGUAUGAUUUUCACAGAAUUUCAUUUUCCCCAGAUGCAGAAUCGGAAAAUAGUGUGGAAAUUUCUACUAAACGACCGCCCGGAAGGCCAAGGUUACUCAAAGCCAAAAAACCAGCCGGAAGCCAAGGAAAGUUAUGGGAAUUCAUCAGAGAUCUACUACGGAAUCGGAAAACAUGCCCAAGUCUUAUCUGUUGGGAAGACUACUCUCAGGCUAAAUUUCGAUUCGUCAGAAGUGAUGAAGUUGCCAAACUCUGGGGCUCACGGAAAGGAAACACGAAAAUGACUUACGAAAAACUCAGCAGAGCUAUGAGGUGAUUA
Messenger RNA from Belonocnema kinseyi, 1334 nucleotides. Its product is annotated as ETS homologous factor-like. Gene Ontology annotation, molecular function: DNA-binding transcription factor activity, RNA polymerase II-specific; sequence-specific DNA binding. Lineage: Eukaryota; Metazoa; Arthropoda; Insecta; Hymenoptera; Cynipidae. Gene Ontology annotation, biological process: cell differentiation; regulation of transcription by RNA polymerase II. Gene Ontology annotation, cellular component: nucleus. The transcript is spliced from 5 exons. The record is from RefSeq and is a predicted model, not a curated record. Bases 543 to 1331 code for a protein of 262 amino acids.